Messenger RNA from Trichoplax adhaerens, 1512 nucleotides. RefSeq lists its product as uncharacterized. The coding region runs from base 1 to 1512 and encodes 503 amino acids. The transcript is spliced from 7 exons. The record is from RefSeq and is a predicted model, not a curated record. Lineage: Eukaryota; Metazoa; Placozoa; Uniplacotomia; Trichoplacea; Trichoplacidae. Gene Ontology annotation, biological process: negative regulation of RIG-I signaling pathway; negative regulation of type I interferon production; positive regulation of DNA-templated transcription. Gene Ontology annotation, molecular function: nucleic acid binding.
AUGGAAAAGCACAACGUUCAUGUUUUAAUUGGAAAUAUCCCUGAAAAACUUCGCUCUGCUGAUUUGAGGGCAUUCUUUUCGCAGUUUAUUGAAAGCAAUGGAUUUAUAUGCUUUCAUUACAGGCAUAGACCUGAAAGUAAACUUUUUUCAAGCGUUAACGCUACACAACAAGAUAAUCCUGAAAGUAGGAACAGUAAUAGCUUAGAGAAAGAGUCGUCUUGUGAAAGUCAAACUGUCAACAAAGAUUCAAAUGAUGGAAACGAUAGCCGUCAAGCAUUCAACAAGGCAAAUGUUCCCAACACAAAAUGUUGUGUUACUGUUAUUGAAAAGAAAAAUUUUCAAAAUUUCUUUCGUGAUUAUCAGAGAAAAAUAUGGACUGACAGAGAUGGGAAGUACUUCAAGAGUAGGACACUUAUAUCUCGUAUAAAACUAAAGGAUUCUAAGGAAGUUGAUCAGCUUGGUGCUGGCGAUGUUUCAACGAAACCAGAGCAUUCACAAUUAACUACCGAUGAUUUAGCUAGAUUACCAGAAUUAAAUCCUCCUCCCAUUAUGCCUAAUGGUAACGUUGGAACGCCAUUAUCUGUACUUAUGGACUUGAUUCGUACCUGCCGCUUUCCUCCAAGAAUGAUUAGCAAAUUAGAUCUUAAAUUCCCCAAAAAUCGGUCUUCAAGAAAAUACGGUGCUUUAGGCUAUAACUACUCUAAGAAAAAAGCUUUCGAUCUGCGUAAUAACCAAUUCGAUACGACAGAGACGAAUUCUAAAAUAAAUGACAAUGAAGAGUUAUUGGAUGAUGAGGAAAUAAAUCAUCAGUACGAAGAUAAAAAUAAUGACGAUGAUCAUGACCCAGAUGUCGAAGAAUGGGAUAGAUACGAAGCUAUAUUCGACGAUGUUGAUAAACAGGGUCGAACUAAGGAAAGAUUAUUCGAAGAUGAAAUUGAAUUGAAAUGGGAAAAAGGAGGUAGUGGACUAGUAUUUUACACUGAUGCUAAUUACUGGAAAGAACAAGAAGGCGACUUUGAUGAACAAACAGUUGAUGACUGGGAUGUGGACUUCAGUGCUUAUUACGAACGUGAUGGCGGCGACAAAGAUGUUCGAGAUAUGAUUCAAAUGAGGAUUGAGAAGCGUCGGAGGGAGGGUAUAGAGGAUACUUCCAUCGGAACUACUGGCGGAAUUGGAGAAUUUGAGAGGCAUACAAAGGGAUUUGGAGGGAGAAUUUUGCAAAGUCAAGGAUGGAAGAAAGGUGCUGGAAUAGGUCGUAUUCAAGACAGUAUAACAGAACCAAUCGAAACAAAUGGUCAAAAUCCUCGCUGUAAAACAGGAUUUGGCUACCAUGGUGAAAAACUUAAUCGUAAUGUCAAGAGACGUAAGGCAGAUAGCAACAGAUUAAUACCCACAAUAUAUGACAAUUUGGAAAAUGAACCAAAAGAUACCGCGUACCGUUCAGCUGGACCGGACACUUUGAAAUAUCGCUUUGUAAAUUUUGUUUCGGCUUCAGAACAUUCGCAGCCGUAG